AUUUUCUUUCUAUUAUAUAUAGAAGGCUAUGUACAUUCAUAAGAUAUUCACAUCAUCCUAUAACUUGUGUUUGUGUGGUAUUGAAACUUCCUAACAUAGAAAUCAUGAAUUCUAUUCAACAAACACAAGAAAAAUGGAAGGGCAAAGCUAAAACAGAAUUACUAGGAUGCAAAGCAAAUCAAGUAUGGCCACUUUUAGAGGAUUUUUUUGGCCUUGGCAAAUGGUUUCCAACUCUCUCAACAUGCAUUCCUCUUGAAGGAAUAUCCGGCAAACCUGGUUGCGUCCGAUUUUGUGGCGGUUUCAAGACUCCAGUUGACGAACAUGACAAACAAACUUUGAAUUGGACUAAGCAGAAACUUCUUUCCAUUGAUCCAAUUCAAAGGGUAUUUACUUAUUCAAUUAUUGAUGGAAAUGUUGGAUUCCAUAAUUAUGUUUCAACAGUUAAGGUACUUGAAAAAGAUGAUGGAUGUGUGAUUGAGUGGCUUUAUGAAGUUGAACCAGUUGAAGGGUGGAAAUUGGAGUAUCUUGAUCUUUUCAUUGGUUCUGGCUUGGAUGAGAUGGGUCAAAGAAUUCAAGGAGCUUUGAAAAUCAUGGAAAAUGCACUUGUUGGAGUUUAAUUUGAAAUUAAAGUCAUAUAUCAUGAUUAAUCACCAAAGAGCUUGAUUUCUAUCUGAGCUCGAAUUCUGGUUGAAAUAAUCGUUGGUCAGCCUUUACCUCUCAGCUAAACUCUAUAUUCACUAUAGUUUGGCCUUUUUUACAAUGAAUCGGACUACUAAGAAAAAAAUAAAAUUAAUUUCUACCAGGCAUCUUCAAGUUUUUCCGUAGUUUCGAGUGCUUAUAUUUUUGUGUAUCGUUAGUUUGUCAUUACUUAUUAAUAAUAAAGGCUAAGGUGUGUGUUAAAAGUUGUAUUGUUUUGGUGUGUUUUGGGUUUGUAGCAAAAAUCAUAAGCUUGAUUAAUUUUUAAGUGUGUUUAUGAUUCUAAUGGUUA
Molecule: messenger RNA, 988 nt
Organism: Trifolium pratense (red clover)
Lineage: Eukaryota; Viridiplantae; Streptophyta; Magnoliopsida; Fabales; Fabaceae
Product: lachrymatory-factor synthase-like
Exons: 1
Coding region: 105-617 (170 amino acids)
Source: RefSeq, a predicted model, not a curated record